Messenger RNA from Humulus lupulus (European hop), 1626 nucleotides. RefSeq lists its product as uncharacterized. Lineage: Eukaryota; Viridiplantae; Streptophyta; Magnoliopsida; Rosales; Cannabaceae. The record is from RefSeq and is a predicted model, not a curated record. The transcript has a single exon. The coding region runs from base 121 to 1332 and encodes 403 amino acids.
GUAAAAACUUCCCCAAUGUUGUCUGCUUUUUAGGCCAUUUCUCUUCAAAUCCCAAUCUCAACUCCCGAUAACCGAAACAAAAAUACACAGAGAAGAAGAAGAAGUAGACCCAACUCAUCAAUGGGUUGCGUUUCAUCCAAGCUCUUCAAGAAAGAGCUUAAGCGAGAUAUCAUACUCAACAAUGGCGGCGACUACAUGAACCAUGUUGUUUCUCUGACUUCAAGCACUUAUGGGGUUCUUAAUCUUGACAAUGGGAAGCAACCCAUUAAAGACUCUGUUGUUACGGAGAUUACUAAAAAAGUUCAGAGGUCGCCGACUCGAGAAAACAAGCCAGAGGUUAUUAAUGCUUGGGAGCUUAUGGAAGAUUUAGAAGAAGGAAUGCCCAUUUCGAAUCAAGUCAAGAAGAGUCCAAAAACUCGUGCUAUUCUUCUUCGUGGGUUCGCGGAUAUGGAUCCGAAAAGUCCAUUGAAGUUCUUGAAUCAGAUUGGUUCGCCGAGAAAGUCAAAGAGUGUCGGAGGAGGGGGAGGGAAAGAGAAUAAUAAAGGCGCCGUUGGUAGUGGUUAUGUGGUUCGGUCAGAUUACAGUCCCAGAGGGGUACUGAAAGUGAGAAAUUCCAGUGAGAAAUCUUCCAAGGCAGUGUUGAGUUUGAGUUUUCAGGCAAAAGGGUCUCCGAAAAGGGACAGCUUUAGUCCUUUGUUUGAUCCAGAUUUAGUAGCUUCUUACGAGAAAGAGUUGAAUGUUGAAGGAGAGCAAAUCAAGAGAAUGGUGUCUCCAUCGCCUAAUAAAGCUCGGAGAAAAACGAGGACUUUGGAGAGUAGUACUACUAAUCUACUACAAUCUUUCACUAAGAAUUGCCCGAAGGGGGGAGAGAAUGCCGUGGUGAUUUACACCACAACACUUAGGGGAAUUAGGAAAACUUUCGAGGAUUGCAACAAAGUGAGAUCGAUCAUUGAGUCUCACCUCAUACACGUGUUGGAACGCGACAUAUCCAUGGAUUCGGGGUUUAAGGAAGAACUUAGGAAGCUAAUGGGAAAAACACAAGUGAAAGUUCCAUUGGUUUUUGUCAAAGGUAGAUUAAUCGGGGGAGCUGAACAGGUUGUGAAGUUGGAGGAAGAAGGAAAGUUGGGUGCUUUGUUUGAUGGGAUACCGCAAAGUGCUUUAGGCGGCGGUUGUGAAGGUUGUGCUGGCUUUAGAUUUGUCAUGUGUAUGGCUUGUAAUGGGAGCUGUAAGGUUUUGGACGAGAAGCAGAAGCAGCAGCGGAGGAAGAUUAUGAUGGUGAGAUGUGUUGAGUGUAAUGAGAAUGGUUUGGUCCAAUGCCCCAUUUGUUGUUAAUUCUUGAUUUGGCUUGGAGUAUUGGUUUUGGUCAUCUUCUUUCCAAGUGAUGAAGAAUGUUUUUUAUUUAUUUAAUGGGCAAAAAUCCCAUUUGGGAAAUGGGGUUUCUAAAGUGGGUUUUAGGCCUCUUUCUCCUUAGUUAUUAUGAUUUACACGUUUGCUGACAUUUGUUGAUGUUGUAGUGUUACUUGUAGUACUCAUCAUUUGAUAUGUAAUCCUCUCUUUCUCUCUCCAUGUAUUUUGGAGGAAUUAUAUAUGAAUGUGAAUUUUCUAUCCACAUUACUUCUUAUUUAA